CUGACAGGCUAUGGCGGUAUUUGAAUACUUUAACAUUGAUGAAGUAAACGACUGUCUCGUGCUGAUAUUAAAUAACGUCCGGCAACAAUACCGGAUUGCUAAUCGUGCAUGGAAUCUACAGCACCCAGAUCAGGCAUUUGACGUCCGCCCAAUCUGGGAUCUAUGGGUCCGGCAUCAUUUCUCGGAGAUGGUGACUUACACGCGGACACGUAUCACUUACUGGCUGGAUCGACUCGACAGCCGGUGGACGGGAAUUUCGACUUUCACGGCCACUCGCGCUCUGCAAGACGUUCAGCGUAUUCGAAAUAGACUGAACACCAUAGUUCGCCUCAGCACCGAUGGUUUAGCUUCAGAUAUUGGUGAUGAUAGUGCGAACGAUCCGCCUGCUCAAAUAGAACCUACAGAUAGAGAAGAGUGAUACGCAGGAUAUAAGGUAGUUGCUUAGAGGGGCGAGCGAUAUUCGCUGAAUUAUAUAGAAUUUGUCAGUUCACAUGUAUUCAUUAACUAUCUGUCUCUAA
Messenger RNA from Aspergillus novofumigatus IBT 16806, 518 nucleotides. RefSeq lists its product as uncharacterized. The transcript has a single exon. The coding region runs from base 11 to 418 and encodes 135 amino acids. NCBI's taxonomy places the organism in Eukaryota, Fungi, Ascomycota, Eurotiomycetes, Eurotiales, Aspergillaceae. The record is from RefSeq and is a predicted model, not a curated record.